Molecule: messenger RNA, 1137 nt
Organism: Moesziomyces aphidis
Lineage: Eukaryota; Fungi; Basidiomycota; Ustilaginomycetes; Ustilaginales; Ustilaginaceae
Source: the annotation of a GenBank genome assembly
AUGUUUGUCACCAAAGUAGGACUGGUCCGAGCGCUUUUGCUGGCUCUCGUGAUUACAGCUGCGGUCGUCUCCGCUCAUCCGGGCGAGGCUCCUCCGACCCCGCAGAAUAUCGUGGAGGGCAAACUUUACAGGCGCUCGGCACAGGCGCAGUACAAGCGUUGCAACGGCUCUCGCCAAUCACUGCAACGCCGUCACGCCGUCAACACUCAAGUGCACCGACGGCAGAAGCUGCUCGAGCAGCUCCGUCGUGCCCGCACCGCUCAGCGUCGUUCUGACUCAGGUUACGCAUCGGAGGUGCUCGAAACCAGCCAUGUCUCCAACCGCACCGACAUUACGAGCAACUCAACUACCUCGGCGGUCUUUGCAAACAGCACGGACGCCUGUGUCUUGCAGCCCGAAGUCACAAUCGGGCCCUACUGGGUCAGCGGCGAAUUGCUUCGUUCCAACCUGACCGACGACCAGCCGGGUGUGCCCCUUUACCUCGAUGCACAGUUCGUCAACAUCAACACGUGUGAGCCCGUUACCGACCUGUACUGGGAGAUCUGGAACUGCAACUCGACUGGCGUCUACUCUGGAGUGGUGGCCAGUGGCAACGGCAACAUGGAAGACGAAUCCAACCUCAAUGCGACGUUCCUUCGGGGUAUUCAACGCACAGACGAGAACGGUGCUGCUCAAUUUCAGACCAUCUUCCCCGGCCACUACACCGGUCGAGCGCACCACAUCCACGUCGUCGCGCACAUCAAUGCUACAGUGCUCCCAAACAGCACGCUGGCCAACUCGGCCAACACCGGUGCAGUCCACAUUGGCCAGUUGUUCUUCGAUCAAGACCUCAUUUCCCAAGUCGAAGCCUCGUCCCCCUACUCGUCCAACACGCAAAACAUCACCACCAACGCCGAAGACAGCAUCUUUGCUCAAGAGGCCGAUAGCGAGGGUUCUGACCCUGUCCUAGAGUACGUGCUGUUGGGCGACAAAAUCGAGGAUGGCGUCUUUGCCUGGACCAGCAUCGCUGUGGAUGUCGACGCCAAGUACAACACAUCCGCUGCAGCGGCAUACACAAAGGAUGGCGGUGUGGCAAACGAGCAGUCGCUCAACGGUAUGGGUGAUGGUGCUCCGGGAGGGCUCGCUCCGUCGAAGUGA